Molecule: messenger RNA, 822 nt
Organism: Schistocerca nitens (vagrant locust)
Lineage: Eukaryota; Metazoa; Arthropoda; Insecta; Orthoptera; Acrididae
Exons: 1
Coding region: 1-822 (273 amino acids)
Source: RefSeq, a predicted model, not a curated record
AUGGAGCAAUACAACUGCAAUUUGUGCACUGCAAAUUAUAGCAACAAUAGAAACUUAUAUCGCCACAUUCGCUGCAAGAACCAGGUUGAUGUUGAUGAAAAAUUUACGUGUGUUUUGUGUGGAUAUUCCUCUCCCAGAGCAGAUUCUCUAAAGUGUCAUGAGAAUGCUGUACAUAAAACAGAAUGCAAAAAUAUAGUACUGUGUGCUUUAUGUGACUUUGGCAGCUCAAAUAGAAAUGGAAUGCUUCAACAUUAUUCAUUGCUCCAUGAUCUAGUUAUCCGCGAAGAAAAUCAUGAAUUUUGUGAUCAAAGUAAAUUUUAUGAAUGGAAACGUGAAUUAGAAAAAGAUACUGUGAGUGAAUUUGUACAUGUAAGAGGACAAUGUAAUAAAAGUGCGGAUGGAAGCAGUAAGCUAUAUUUUAAGUGCCACCGUGAUGGAAAUUACAGACCCCGUGGAAGCAAUAAGCGUCACUUAAAACUAAUGGGCAGUAAUAAAAUUGGUGGUCACUGCCCAUCUACAAUGGAUGUGACACAUUAUCCAUCAGGCCAAGUGAAAGUUAUCUUUUGUAGCACACAUGUGGGCCGGUUAAGGCUUUCGAGAUUUGAAAGAGAGGAAAUAGCAAAGAAAAUUGCUAUGGAAAUUCCAUUUGAUCACAUUCUCGGCUCCCUUAGAUAUCCGAUUCAAGAUAGUGGUUUUCAGCAUCAUAACUUGCUGUCAAGAAAAGAUAUCCACAAUGUAGCACAAAGUUACAACCUGAUGUCUGAUGCUAUAAGACAUAAAAACGAUUGUACUAGUGUGGAAUCGUGGGUGAGGGAGAUGUAG